Penicilliopsis zonata CBS 506.65 is the source of this 1224-nucleotide messenger RNA. RefSeq lists its product as hypothetical. The transcript has 2 exons. Lineage: Eukaryota; Fungi; Ascomycota; Eurotiomycetes; Eurotiales; Aspergillaceae. Gene Ontology annotation, cellular component: nucleus; cytoplasm. The coding region runs from base 1 to 855 and encodes 284 amino acids. The record is from RefSeq and is a predicted model, not a curated record.
AUGGCUGAACGCAAGUUCCGCAUUCUCAUGCUCCAUGGCUACGCACAAUCCGCCAGCCUCUUCCGCAUCAAAACCCGUCUUCUCCGCGAACAGAUCCUCGACUCGUUCCCCCCCGCCCUAUACGACGAAUACCCAGGGGGAAUCGAAUAUCUCUUCCCCGACGGCGCCGUCAGCCUCUCCACCAACAGCAAAGACAGCGGAGACGAUGACCACGAAGACGGGAUGCGUGCCUGGUGGUUGAAUCUCGACGAUACAAGCCGGUACACGUUUCUCAACGAGACCAUCGCCUCCCUCCCGACAUAUCUAAACCAUACCCCCAUCGACGCCCUCAUCGGGUUUUCCCAGGGUGGUGCGCUGGCCGUGAUGCUCGCGUCUCUAUGCGAGGCGGCAGCAUCUUCCCCCUCUCAAGCAAGACGUCAAUCUCUCCGCGACCAAGGUAUCCCCGUCGACGCCUUUCUCAACGGGUUGCCCGGUCAAUCGCCGCUUCGCUUCGUGAUCAGCCUGUGCGGCUUUCGCGGCACAAUGGACUACUACGGGAGUCUCUAUCCUGCCGUGGGACUGACCACCCCUUCACUGCACGCCAUGGGAGUCUUCGACAGUAUGAUUGCUGGCCCCAAGAGCCAGGAGCUCGUCGCUUCCUUUCAAUCGCCGCAGGUCGUGCAUUACUAUGGCGGACAUUUCAUUCCGAGAGAUCGACAGACGAUGCAGACCAUCGUGGCCUUUAUCAAAGCCCAUUUUCUCGUCCAGAAGUACCAGGCAGAGAAUAACCCUAACCCUAACCCUACGGCUUCGGUACGUGCGCGUCGGAAAUUCGUGCCUUUCCGGGUGAGAGUGAGUCACAGAAUUAUCGUAUAGCUUUGAAUUAGGGUGGUUAUGGUUAUGUUUAUCAGGGUUAGGGUUAGGGUUAGGGUUAGGGUUAUGUUAGGGUUAGGGCUAGGCUAGGGUUAGGUUGUCAAGGUUGCUGCAUUAUAUUCAUCAAUCAUCAUACUGCUACCAUCCUGCUUCCUGCUACCAUACUACUACCAUACUGCUACUAAUAAGUGUCGUUCGACUCAUAGUCCACAUGCGGCGCAAAGCGCAUCUCGACGGCCCCCACGUCAAAGACAGUGACGACGUUCUUCUGAAAGGUAUCGCCCAGGAUGUACACAUCCUCGUCGGCGUCGCUGCCGCCGUCGUCCACCCCGCUGAUGCAGAUCGAGUUGCCCUCGUCGUCCGUGCCCGCCC